This is a messenger RNA of Papaver somniferum (opium poppy), 1833 nucleotides long. Its product is annotated as beta-1,6-galactosyltransferase GALT29A-like. NCBI's taxonomy places the organism in Eukaryota, Viridiplantae, Streptophyta, Magnoliopsida, Ranunculales, Papaveraceae. The coding region runs from base 376 to 1563 and encodes 395 amino acids. Gene Ontology annotation, molecular function: sialyltransferase activity. The record is from RefSeq and is a predicted model, not a curated record. The transcript has a single exon.
CUUAAUCAAAAAAAUAAUAAUUCUCUGGUUUUAUCACAAAAAGAGCCCCUCAUUUUGCUCCUUAGAGAGCAUCUCCUUUAUUCCUGGGGAGUACCAACGAAAAAAAAAUCUCUCUGGUUUUAUCACUUUCAGCUGUAAAGAGACUGAGAGAGAAACAAAAAAUGGCAAGAUUUCCACUUCAAGAUCUAUGGUUCAUUAUUCUUCUCCAGAGCUAGGCCCCAAAAUCAGCAUUUUGGAUUAACAGCAAGUCACAUUCCGGCAAGCAAUAAUAGAUGUGUAAGUAUGAAUUUACUAAAAAUAGUAGUGAUUGAUAAAGUUGUUAGGAUCUGUUGAAAUGUUCUUGAUUUUCUUGAUUUAGUAAAAAAAAAGAAUCUGAUGAAGAUUUCAUCUAUAUUAGAAAUGAAAGGAUCUCUAAGAUUAGUGUUUACUGUGUUUCUAUUCAUCGCUAUUGCUACUUCAAUGAGUUGUAAAAUCGCAGUUCGUAGAGUAUUCAGUAGUUCCAAAUCCAUUCAGAGAUUGAGAUUACAGCAAGGAAAUGAAAUGAACAAAACAUUGAUUAGAUAUGCAGAGAUUGAUAUAGGAGAAGAGAAAACGAAAAGAGAGAUUGAGAAUUUGUUACAGGGGAGUUAUGGGGGAGGGAGACAUAGAUCGAUUUCUUCAUAUAAUAAUCGUAUUAGAGGGAGUGAGUAUAGGUCGUCUACUCGUGGUAUACCUGUUAGUUUCCGUGCGCCGAAGUAUUAUAGACAUUGGUUAGAGUUUCGGAGAGUUCUGAGGGACUGGUUUAGGAAUAAGAGGUUUGAAGGUGGUGAUGUUAUGGGGGGAUUGAUUAGUCAAGUGAAAAGGCCGGUGGAUGAGCAUUACGGUUUGGGGAAUUUGGAUGGGAGGAAGUAUGAUUCGUGUGCGGUGGUGGGGAAUAGUGGGAUUUUGUUGAAGAAUGAGUACGGGGAUAUGAUUGAUAAGCAUGAGUUUGUGAUUCGGUUGAAUAAUGCGAGGACUAGAGGGUAUGAGAAGAAUGUGGGGUCCAAAACUAGUGUUUCGUUUGUGAAUAGCAAUAUAUUGCAUCUGUGUGCUAGAAGGGAGACGUGUUUUUGUCAUCCGUAUGGUGAAAAGGUUCCGAUUGUUAUGUAUAUUUGUCAAGCAAUACAUUUGAUGGAUUAUACGUUAUGCAAUUCUACGCAUAAAGCUCCGUUGCUUUUUACAGAUGCGAGGUUUGAUGUUUUGUGUUCUCGAAUUGUCAAGUAUUAUUCGUUGAAACUGUUUACGGAGGUGACUGGGAAAUCGCCUGAAGAAUGGGCUCCUUCGCACGACGGAAGUAUGUUUCAUUACUCUUCUGGUAUGCAAGCUGUAAUGCUUGCGUUAGGGGUUUGCGAUAAAGUUAGUAUAUUUGGGUUUGGGAAAUCUGUCGUAGCAAAGCACCAUUAUCAUACUAAUCAGAAGGUGGAGCUUCAUUUGCACGAUUAUCAAGCAGAAUACGCUUUCUACCGCGAUUUGGUGGAGAACCCAGAGGUAAUUCCGUUCCUUGCCAACAAAUUCAAAGUUCCUCCGGUGGUUAUAUAUCAUUGAAUUCAUUAUAUGUCUGAUAUGUUUAGUGAUAUGUGGGAUCAGUUAAGUUGUAUUUUGGCUCUGGUUUCUUUCUUUUGGUGUUGUAAAUUUCCACGAAAUCUGGAAAUGCAAAAGAAAAAAAGGAAAUUGUUUAAAGAUAUCUCAUCUUUUUGGAGAUCCUAUACUAGCAUAGGUAGUAUCGGGCACUAGUUACUGUGUAAGCUUGAACUCUAGAAAUGUAAUGCCAUCAUUCUGGCUUCGAUAUUGAAAUGAAAAUCUCUACAUUUGAAA